GGGGGUGGGGGGAGAGAUGGAAAUGAAUGAUCACGGCGCGAGGCAUUGUGCAGGGGCACAAAGUGAGGACAAAGCUCUCUUAUAAGCUCCAAACCUUAUACUUUCUCCUCUCUUCUCUCUCCUCUUUUCCCUCUUCUCUCGCCAUUUCCUCACCACUCUCUCUCUCUCUCUCUCUCUCUCUCAUAUCUUUCCUUCGUCUCCCCAUUUUUCUCUCUUUGGAUCUCACCUCUUCAGCUCUCAAUUAAGGGUUUGCUCUUUUAUUCUCUCUAUCUCUCUCGCGGCUUCCUCAUUUCUGUUUCUCAUCAUUUGGAUCUGCCCAAAAGGCUUCUUCCUUUCUUUCUGGAUUUCCUCUGCGGAGCGGUCUGGGAGAACUAGGGUUUGGAGUUUCGUUUCACUUCCUUUGAAUUCUGUUCUAUUUUUCACUCGUCUUUUUCUUUUUUCCUUUUUUUUUGUUUGCGUUUUUUGUUUUUGUUUUUGUUUUUUUUUUUUUUUUUGUGAUUCUAAUCUGGAUUUAUUGAAUGUUGUUUCAUCUGGUUUCUGCUAGGGUUUCGUGCUGUUUUUCGAUCUUAGUGGUGAUGGAUUCGUUUUGAUUCCAUAAUUUGACUCUGUUUUCUCUCUCUCUCUCUUUUCUCUCUCCCUCCAGGUCUCCCAUUUUUUUUUCCGUGUUUUGAGCUCAUCGCAGUUCGUCGUUUCAGGCGCUGUGUCUGAGUUUUUUCUUGUGGAUCGCUGACUGGUGUUCGGGGUUCGGUGUUUUGAUUUGGCUUCUGCAGCGUCUUUUUGUGAUUCAGUAGCCGGGGUGUCGGCCUUUUGGAUGAAUGGUCAUCAGCUAUUAGUGGGAUUUGGUGUGUGAUUGCAGUUAAAGAGAUGAGUCACUUGACAAAUGAGAGCGAAGAUGGAAUGCUCUCAAAGGACCAAACAGGGUCCCCAUUGAUUGAUGAAGGCAACAGCAGCGGAAGUGCAGGUGGGGGAAUUGUUCUGAAGAAAGGACCAUGGACGUCUUCGGAAGACGCAAUCUUGGUGGAAUAUGUGAAGAAACAUGGUGAAGGAAACUGGAAUGCAGUUCAGAAGCAUUCUGGCCUUUUUCGGUGUGGGAAAAGUUGCCGUUUAAGGUGGGCUAAUCACCUUAGACCAAAUCUGAAAAAGGGAGCAUUCACUGCAGAAGAAGAAAGGCUGAUAAUUGAACUUCAUGCGAAGAUGGGCAACAAGUGGGCACGGAUGGCUGCACAUUUACCUGGACGGACUGAUAAUGAGAUAAAGAACUACUGGAACACCCGAAUUAAGAGAAGGCAACGAGCUGGUUUACCACUUUAUCCUCCUGAAGUGUGUUUUCAAGCAUUGCAGGAGAGUCAACAAAUCCAGAAUACUGGUGGAAUUAAUGGUGGGGAUAAAGUGCACCAUGAUCUCUUGCAAACUAACAGUUAUGAGAUACCAGAUGUCAUCUUGGAUGGUUUUAAGGCUAACCAGGAUGCCUUUCCCUAUGUCCCUGAUUUUCCUAAUCUUUCUACCAGUAGCAUGCUAAUGAAAGGGUUUGGUUCUUCUCAAUAUUGUGGUUUCAUGGCUCCAACAAUGCAUCGCCAGAAGCGUGUUCGAGAAUCACCAGCCUUAUUUCCUGGCUACAAUGAAAGAAAUGGAAUCCCCCUGUUUGACCAGAUUCAGGAUGAUACUGGUGAUAAAAUUGCUCAGUCCUUUGGGUUGCCUUAUCCAUUUGAUCCUGACCCUACCAACAAGGACCCAUUGCCUUUUGCUGGCAUGCAGGGUAGCCAUGCCCUUUUAAAUGGCAACUUCUCUGCUUCUAAGCCCAUUUCUGGGCCUGUGAAGUUGGAGCUCCCUUCACUCCAAUAUCUAGAAACCGAUUUAGGUGGCUGGGGCACAUCUUCUUCACCGCCACCUUUACUUGAGUCUGUUGAUGCUUUUAUUCAGUCUCCACCAUCUGGGACAGUCCAGUUAGAAUGCCUUUCACCGCGUAAUAGUGGCCUGCUGGAUGCUUUGCUCCAUGAGGCAAAGACGAUAAGCAGUGGGAAGAAUCAUUUGUCAGAUAAGAGUGCAAAUUCCUCUACUGUUACUCCUGGUGAUUUAGCAGAUAGUUGCCUGAAUAUGUGUGAGACAGAAUGGGAAGACUAUGGUGAUCCUAUUUCUCCUUUGGGUCAUUCUACAACUUCAAUCUUCAGUGAGUGUACGCCAAUCAGUGCCAGUGGAAGUUCAUUGGAUGAGCACCCCCCUUCUGAGACCUUUCCUGGAUGCAAUGUUAAGGCGGAACCAGUUGACCAAGUUUGGACUCCAGAUGGAGAAAAAGAAACAUCGACCCAGUUGGAUUUUUCCAGGCCUGAUGUUUUACUUGGCUCAAAUUGGAUUGACCAGAGUACUGGUGGUCCCAAGGACCAAGCCAUGAUGAAUGAUGCUGUAGCGUCGCUUUUUAGUGAUGAUUUCGGCAACAACUACAAGAACAUGGCUUCUGGAACUCCUACAUCAAAUCAAGGUUGGGGGCUUGGUUGUUGUGCAUGGAAUAACUUGCCUCCUGUCUGUCAAAUGUCUGAACUUCCUUGAACCAAUGCCCAACUGUAUGAGUUUCUUUCAAUUCCACUCAUCAACUGUAUGAACUUCCUUGAAACUUCUAUCCCCUUAAAUCAUGUUGAAGACUUGUUUAAUUUGGGAUCUAGGGCUCUACCUUUUGGACUCUUAGAAGUUCUGAUGGGUUGAGGUUGAUGGUACGAUGUGUAUGAGUCAAUGUUAUUUUGUUUGCUAUACUGUCUAUGCCUUUUGGUGUCCUUGCAUUUCAAACUAGUGUAAUGCCAGUAUUGGGACAUGGAACUCUGUGCCAGUAUGCUGAUGCAUGCAGACUUUUGUUAUAAUUGUAGAAUAAAUUUGCAUUUCUGAUGUUGAACAA
Vitis vinifera (wine grape) is the source of this 2884-nucleotide messenger RNA. RefSeq names its product transcription factor GAMYB. The coding region runs from base 865 to 2544 and encodes 559 amino acids. The transcript is spliced from 4 exons. Lineage: Eukaryota; Viridiplantae; Streptophyta; Magnoliopsida; Vitales; Vitaceae. The record is from RefSeq and is a predicted model, not a curated record.